AUGGCGCUGUGGCAUUUGAGAAUGAUUUUGAUAUUUUGUUUGGGAGGAAGUGUAAUUGAAUGCACCGAUUUUCACUCUAUAACUGUCAAGGAUCUAGAAGGAAAUGUCGUUCCAAUGAGUGUCUUCAAAGGAAAGGUUUGCUUCUUUUUCUUGUUCGUGACUUCAUUCAUUGCGUUGCGUGACAGAUGAAUAAGCUUAUUGUGCAUUUCAACAAAUAUUUUUAAACAAAGGGCAAUGUAACAAAAAAAUGAAACCAAAGGCAGUUUUCUUACCUUAACAUGUACCAUAUAAUCGAACUGUGAACAGGGAUGGAAUUGCAUAUCAUUACACAUUCUAAAACAUGUACGACGAGUCGCCCGCGAGUCUGCUCUUAGCGCCAAUGCCUCACAUUUCACUGCUGCCACGUUGUAAUCAAAACUAUGUACUCGGUUUUUCCUCCUAGCGGCUAACUUUGAUUAAAUCCUGAUGGCAUCGCGCUGCUGGGUUUUCAGUUUGAAAUAAUAAACUUUUAUAAUGGCCAUAUCUUGGUAAAAUAUGAAAAAAAAUCCGGUAAACAAAGGUUGACUGUGUUCAUCAUGAAUAAUUCAUGGUUCAACACCCCUCCCCGCCCCCCACCCCCCAGACAUACCCCCCAAGAUUUGCAAUUUUUUUUCUUACUUGGCAGUCUAUUCCCUACCCCCAGGGUCCUCACCAGACCACCUCAAACAAUACCCCCUAGGCCAAAGGAGGCUGGACUUGUCCCGAGGGUUGGCUGAAGGGGUGGGGGAUGGUAGCAGGUCAACUUGAAUAAUGCAUCAUGCAUUUGGUUGUAAGUCCAAGGCAAUAAAAGAUGUAAUGAAUAUUAUCAGCCCAUGAUGAGAAGCAAUAUUGUAAUUUUCCACCCAUUUUUCAAGGUCACCUCUUUGUGUUUGAUUCUCCGUAACUUUGAUAGUAGUGCACAUACGGAAAAGCCACAGUGAAACAACAUUUCUAAUAUUGAACUUGAUUUUAGAGUAUGUUUCGUUGACAUUGCCACUUUCAUAGCAACAGAAUAACAAUUACAUGAAAUCUACUAAGUGGGAAUUUUCUCAAAUUCUAGCAGUAAUCUUUUAAAACCCUGUAGUGUGCUAAUAGUUUAGAUCGGACUGUUGUCUCGAUAUUGGCAAGAUUUGAAAAAAAUCUAUGAGAGCGUUUUCCACUCCAAAAAAUAACAAGGUUGCCUCCCUCUCCUUUAUAUGAAAAAAUAUUGUCCCAAAAACUGUUGCCUGUCAUCCAGAAAGUUUACAUUCUUGUUAUUUCAUACUGUCAGGUCCUGUUGAUUGUGAAUGUUGCAAGUGAGUGUGGCUACACAGACCAGCAUUACAAGGAGCUUGUGGAACUCCAAUCAAAACUUUAUGAUCAAGACUUCAGUGUUGUGGCAUUUCCUUGUAACCAGUUUGGAAAUCAGGAGCCUUUGAGAAACAGUGGCAUUGCCCGAUUUGUUAAAAACAAGUACAAUGUGAAUUUUCCUGUCUUGGCAAAGAUUAAAGUAACUGGUAAAGAGGCCCAUCCUUUGUACAGGUAUCUUUAUAGCAGUGCGAGAGUAGCGCCUCCGUGGAACUUUGGCAAGUAUCUUGUCAGCAGAGCUGGACGGGUAAUUCAGUUUUGGAACCAGCGAACAUCUCCAAUGAGCCUUUAUGAAUUUAUUAAGAAUCAUAUCAACAUGGCCAUUGCUGAUAAUUAUGAGGUCUACAGCAUUUAUAAGGACCUUUAA
This is a messenger RNA of Porites evermanni, 1732 nucleotides long. The record is from the annotation of a GenBank genome assembly. NCBI's taxonomy places the organism in Eukaryota, Metazoa, Cnidaria, Anthozoa, Scleractinia, Poritidae.